Molecule: messenger RNA, 2212 nt
Organism: Cherax quadricarinatus
Lineage: Eukaryota; Metazoa; Arthropoda; Malacostraca; Decapoda; Parastacidae
Source: RefSeq, a predicted model, not a curated record
AAAUUACUUUAUCUUACUGACCCUUGACAGGUGUCAAAAGUGAUCGUCCUUGCCACGUGGAUUAUGUGCCUUCGAUACUUGAGUAUGUGUCAUCAUCCAAGAGAAUGAAACAAGAGUGUCAUAUCAAGAAUUUUGAAAAGAGGCAAGCCAUGAAAAAGAAGAGAAUAGACAAGGAGAAAAUUAAUGCUGAUUGCACAACAAGUACUGCUGAAGUUGAUUCAUCCCAGGAAGAUACUUCAUCAAUAAAGAUAACUACUGAGAGAUGUAACAUUAUGAAAGGAAGGCAGGAAAUGCAAGAAACUGCUCAGACAACAGAGCAACCAGAUCUGCUACCUGUUUUGAAGGUAAUGGAUGCUGAUGUGUGGCAAAAGCAGGACAAGGGAAUAGUCUUUAAGGAAGUGAUGGAUAGGCCAACAGAAAGUGUGAUAAAUACAGAUUCACAUGAAAAUGUCAUAAAUAAUAGCACUGGAAGGCCUUUAUAUCUGUUCAUUGAUGAGCCAAAAGUUGACUCAAUGAUAAAGCCUCCAUGUGCCCUCACUGAUGAGGAAAAAGUCAAAUUUACCUUAAGGCUUUCACAAGUUUUCACCGAUGAGCAAGAAGCUGAAUUAUUCAGGUGUUUUCAGAAGGUAGAUAUAUUGUUUGGUGGAAUUACAAGUACAGAAGCUUGCAGACUAGCUUAUGACUUUGCAGCUAAAUUUAAUAUUGAACCACAUCCUGCAUGGGAUGUGAAUAAAAAGGCAGAUAUUGAAUGGUUGCAAGGAUUUCUAAACAGACACCCAAGUAUAACUGUUAAGAAAGGGGAUUGGGCAUCUAGUCAUGUUGCUUUCACAAAUUCAGCUGCAGAUCAUGUUCUAAAAGCAGUACCUAAUUUGUUGACUGCAAAAAUAAUAGAUGAAGAAAGCUCUAAGAGCAGUAGUGACAGCUUGCAUUCUAAAGAUAAACAUCUCCUAACUGACCACAAUUAUGCUACAAAAUGUAUAGACCAACCACAUGAGCAGCAUAACAUAAGACAUGAAUGGUUGUUUAGAAAAAUAUCAGCAGAUGAGGCACAGGAUAAUUCCAUGUUGAAGAGAAUGACUUCUCUGAACAAGUGUAUGCAAAACUGUGAAGACUUCCAGGGUGAUUUUAAUAUUGGAGAAACAAUAUAUAUCAUAGAAAACAAGAAUGCUUUUGAAGAAAAGGAAAAUACUUCAUUAUUUUCAAAAGAGAAUGAAUAUGUGUGUGAAAAUGAAGUGGAUUUGGGCACAAAUGAGGGAAAUAAUUUAUGUAUUAAAGAAGAUUUGAUUAUAAAAGAAGAGGAAGAUUGCUUAUCAGAGAAUGCAGAUUAUAUGUCUGCAAUGGAUUAUGCAUAAAAAGUUUAAUUCAUGUUUUGUAUUUUUUAGUUGAACUCAAAAUGAAUAUCAGCAUCAAGCCGAGCUGAAAGAUUCAUACCGAUUUUGUUUUUGUGUAUUGAGGUUUUGGAUUUGACAUGCACUACUGACCUACAUCUUGUCAGUCAUACUGGAUAUCAAGCUGCAUUGGCAAAUGAAUGUAACUUACCUGUUAGGAAAUUUUCUCAAUGAUUAUUGUUUAUUGAUUAUUGAUUAUGAUAAGCCAGAUCUGGCAUUCCACGGGUUCUCCAAGAAUUUAGAAGGAUGAGAAGGAUGCAUAUAAAUGACCUCAUAGGGGACAGGAGCCGUAGUGGGGAAACAAGUGUAGUCAAAGAUAAGAUAAAACCAAUAUUGCAAACUAGAAAUACAACAGGAAAUAGCAAACAAGAGGACUCCACUAGCAAUAGUGAGGAUAUAUUACCAAAAACAACUGGUGGGAGCUCCAUUGUUGGUGCUAGGGAGGAUAGGAAUAAGACAGGUAAACAUGCACCAACAGGGAAUACAGUCACAGAAACCCAAGGCAAAUGGAAACCAAGCCUGUGCACAUACUAUGCACUUGGUAUCUGCAGACAUGGAAAAUUUGGAAAAACAGAUGGGACGUGCAACUAUGACCACCCUAGAAAAUGCCGUGCCCAUAUGACAACAGGAAAUGCAAAACUCCCUUCCUGUAAGCUUUUUCACCCUGAAAUGUGUACCUCUUCAGUACAGGAAAGACUGUGCUAUAACUUAAAUUGCCAGGCACACCAUCUAAAGGGGACAAAAAGAUACAAAACAUCCAGGCCAUGGGAAAACCUGUGUAGCCACAGCCACUCAAGAGGGAGAGGUUUUUUAGUGCCAGGAAG